Molecule: messenger RNA, 2634 nt
Organism: Platichthys flesus (European flounder)
Lineage: Eukaryota; Metazoa; Chordata; Actinopteri; Pleuronectiformes; Pleuronectidae
Exons: 6
Coding region: 171-698 (175 amino acids)
Source: RefSeq, a predicted model, not a curated record
UCUUCCUCUGUUGGUUUACAGCAAUCGUUUUGUUGUCGAAAAUUUCCACCGUGAAAAGUUCAUCUUCAGGACAUAGAAUCCAGACGUUUGUUUCUGCUCGAUGUGACAUUCACACCCUCCUGCUGCCAUCCACACAUCACGGUACCCCCGAAAAGCUGCAGUCGAGUAAAAUGUCUUCAGAGGGAGUAGUGGCAACAGUUGGAGCCAGGUUACAUCGCCUCUCCACCUGGUUUGACCCUGAAACUGCCGGGGUGGUGACCAUCCUCUUGGGGCUCUUCCAGGUGGUGCUGUCAGUCCCCCUCGCGUAUGCUGAUCAUAUUCUGCCAAAACUCUUCAUAAUGCCGAUUGUCUUAGGAGUUCUCAUUGUGACAGGAGGAUCAUUCACCAUGGCCAAUGUGAAGAACCCCAGCAGACAACUGCUUCGAGGUUGUGCCUACAGUAAUGUGCUUGGCCUGCUGGGGACACUGCUUGCCUUCUGCCUGUACUGUUACAGCCUCAGCCUUGUGAAAAACGAAGAUGUGUGUGUGAUCGAUUCCUCAGACCAUUACUACAGACGAGCAUAUUAUGGAUGUCCUGGGGAACUCCUGACUGCUUACUGCUGGAGUUUGAUUCUUCUCUUGGUUCUCUAUGACCUAGUGGCAGUGGUCCUGCACGGCCUUCUGUCUGUUUCUGCCCUCAACGCGCUUAAAACAGACUAACACACACACACACAGAGUGUAACAGCAGCAGCAGAGAAUAAAGUCUUGUGAGCACUGUCAGCAUGAAAGACAAUAAAUCUAAAAAUUAUAUUUGAGAAAGCACAUCACAUCGUCUCUCAGAAAAUGACGGACCUUAUUAAGCCCUAUGAGAGAAAGGUUAGGUCAUCAGUUUAACCAUUAACAAUAACUCUCAGUGUUUUGGCCAACAAUAGGUGAAAAUAAGAUUAUUAUUUUCAUAGCAUCUUUAUAUUGACAAACAUCUACUUAUUGCACAUUUAUUAGUAUUGAUGUAUAUAUUCUGGUUUAUACAUAAUAGAACAAAACAGAAAUACCAACUAGGCCUGGGAUGAUUUAGAAACAGCCUCCGUCACAGAAGUCCUCCACUGGAUAGCACUGCUGAGUUGAUUCUCACACUGUGUAAAAAGUAUGUCUCUAGUUCAUUAUUAACAAACACAGGUCAAAUCUAGGGGAUCUGUACCAAAAUCCUAUGAUGGUGAUGGUUUGACAUUGUGGUUUUUAGGUUUGACUGUAUUUGAGAAGCAAAUAUUUGUAAUUGCUGAUAAUAGCAUCAGCCGUCAUAACAAAGUAUCCGUUGGGUUAUUUCAAUUAUGUCACACAAAUUGUUUCACUGUUGUCGGUCUCUGACUUCACCUAAUGAUCAAGAGAAAACUGUAAUACCAUUCUUAACAGACGUCACACAUUAUUAAAAAGGUUUUGUUUGACAUCGUGGAACACAGCCUACACUUAAGUGGUUUCUUGCUGAGACAAGGAGACAACUCUUAUGUUUUGACCUGUUAAUGUGCAUGGAGCAGAGGUUAGAAGGUUAGUUUAGCAUGAAGACUGGAACCAGAAGGAAACAGCCUGUUUCUGUUCAGACAAAAAACACCAACUCCAAGUAGGAUGUCUGCCACUUGGGUGCAGAAUAUACAUAUAAGAAAAGCAACAUGAUAAUUUUAUGUUUAAAUCUUAUCCCAAUGCCCCCUAUCUUUGAGCUCUGUUUUGGUCUCUAUCAACUUCCUGCCUAUUAAGCUGCUUAAUCCUCCACUGUGAUCAGAGGUGCCUUUCAAAUAUGGUACUGCGCAGGUUGUAUACAAUUGCUUUAUGGAUUCAACAACAAGCGUACAGUAGGCAGAGGGUUUGAUAAAUGACAUACAUGAUGGGCAUGAUUAGCUAGUAACCCCACACUGAUUUUCCAUGCAAACUGAGUUUUCCAAAAUUAUUUGAACUGGCCAAUGAACAGGAAAAGGCAGGGACAAAAAAAUGUUUAUCCAGAUUAUUUAUGUUAAGAUAAAGAAGAGGAUAAUAACUUGCAAAAUGUAUUUUUAUUUCAACUUUUUCUCUGAAUUUUCAAUCUCCUUAUCUGAAACUGAAAUGCUUGCAAUAAAUUCCGAGAAGUGAUAGCUUAUUGUGUGGUACCUGUACUUGCCUGUAAAGCACCUCUCUCAAAGUUAAUCUUUUCAUGGGGGGAAAUAUGAAUAAUAGUCAAAAUCAGUAAACUUACCCUGAAUCUGUGCAUGUUUUUCACAUAUAGCAGAUACUUUAAUUGGCUUUGGAUUACUGUGAUUAACCAUAAUCUACAAUUCCCUUUUCGUCUGGUGUUUUACAUUUUGUAUACGUUUUUCAUGAUUUUAUAACAAAUCAAAUUAUCAUUGAGAUAAGAUAGAUCAUCUCUGCACCUCUGUAUUUUUCCACUUAAUUAUCAUGUGGUCCUCGUGUUUUUAACCUCACUAGUCAUGGGAGGACAAUUUGACAAAUCCACUAAACAUUACGUGUAUUUCUUGCAUGUCUGAAGGCUGCAAUAGAUUACAUGUGAACUAUAUUCUGGUUUUGCUCUAAAUGUGUCCUCACUCUGUAUAUAUAAAAUACAUGUCUGAAUCCACUAGUGUUUGAUGUUUAUGAGAAAUAAAGCGUCGUGAAGACUGAUGGUUAUUUUCCA